Molecule: messenger RNA, 1596 nt
Organism: Hyaloperonospora brassicae
Lineage: Eukaryota; Oomycota; Peronosporomycetes; Peronosporales; Peronosporaceae
Source: the annotation of a GenBank genome assembly
AUGGUAGCGCUCAUCUCUCGGACGCUGUCGCUCGUCUCGGCAGCAGUCACGAUCUCAAGUGCGCUCGCGAUGGCCCCACCAUCGAAAACGCCGUUCGCAGCAAACGUCGCCCAGACGACUACUGUCAACUCGACCGCUCGACUGCAGGCGUUCGAGUACUGCAUGGACAGCUCGGCGCCCGACAAGACCAAAGACUCUGUCACGACGAACGUCAACUUGUUCGUCGAGCAGUCGCCGCUGUACGAAGACUUUGCCACGGGCCCCAAAGCCCGUAUCGCGCGGAGACCGCUCGGCGUGUACCUCGCCCAGAGCGAAGCCGACGUGGUCCGCGCGGUCAAGUGCUCCGUCAGCAACGGCCUCGCGCCCGUUCCCCGCAGCGGCGGCCACUCGUACGAAGUCCUCUCGUCCAUGGACGGCUCGCUGGUCAUCGACAUGGCCGACAUGGUCCAAGUCGCCAUCGUGGCGGAGAACCCACUCGAGCACUCGGCGCUCGUCACGGUGCAGACGGGGGCGCGACUGGGCUGGAUCCACACGGAGCUCGACCGCCUGGGUGGCGGCUACAGCUUAGUCGCUGGCACGUGCCCGACGGUGGGCAUUGGCGGCCACGUCUCUGGCGGGGGUUACGGCAUGAUCAGCCGCCACUUUGGCCUGGCAGCCGACCACACGGUCGCGAUGCGCGUGGUCCUGUACGACGGCUCCGUGGUCACAGCGUCCGCGACGGAGCACCCGGACCUGUUCUGGGCCCUGCGCGGCGGCGGCGCCGGCUCCUUCGGCAUCGUCACGCUCUUCACGCUCAAGGCCUACGCGCUGCCGCAGGUCUCCGUCUUCAACAUCCACUUCGACACCAGCGCGCGCGCCCAAGUCCUGCGCGCGUGGAUGGACUUUUUCCCCACGGCCGACUCGCGCGUCACGACGCAGCUCAACUUUGAGCGACAGGGCGCGCGCUUGACGGGCCACUUUUUGGGCACCAAGGCCGAGCUGGACGCGCUGCUGGACGCUUCGGGCCUCUUGACCCUCAGCGGCUUGACCGCGCAGGAGCGGCUGUCCAACUGCUCGCAGCUCGCGAUCAAAGCGUUCGCGUGGAAGUCCACGUGCGACGACCUGAGCUCGCUCAACGUCCCGCGCCACCUGACGGUCGCCGACAAGGACUACGGCAAGAUCAAGGCCGGCUACGCGACCGCCGUGCUGGACGACGCGGGCGUGCAGACGGUGAUCGAGUGGGCCGACCGCCUGCCCAGCUCCGCGCCGUCCGUGCUCAUCCAGUUCCAGGCCUACGGCGGCGUCUUUGCCACACAGGCGAACGACAUGACGCCGUGGGCCCACCGCAACGCCGUGUGGUCCGUGCAGGUCGUCGUCGGCGCGAAAAAGGGCGAGUCGGAAGACUCGGCGUCGUACCAGUGGAUCCGCGGCAUGCUCGGGGCGCUCGGCAAGUACUUGGACGGCGGCAACUACCAGAACUACUGCGACUUGGACCUGGGCGCGGAGUUUGGCACGCGGUACUGGGGCGCCGCCAACUUUGCCCAGCUGCGCCAGAUCAAGGCGCGCUACGACCCGCUGAACGUGUUCCACAGCGCCCAGUCGGUGCCGCUGCCGUGA